GCGGCUGCUCCGGCAGCGGCCGGGGCGGCUCGCGGUGGGUUCGUGAAGGAACCGGGCAAGGGCAGGAGCCCCGGAAGAAGAUUUCUGGAGGGGUACUUCCGGUUCCGGUGUCCUCCGGCCAACGCCUCCGCCCGGGGCCGGAUCCGGAGAGCGGUCCCUUCCCAACCUUGCGGGGAGGGGACACCGUGGGGGCGGCUAGGGAGAGAAGGAGGCGGGGGUAGCGUGAGGAGUAAGGAGGUAAUUCAUCCAGAAUCUUUUAAACUGGUAACACAUUAAGCAAUUUGCAGAAACAUUCUCUGUGAUGCUUGAACAAGAAAACUAAGGCUAGCCAAGAAUACAAAACUGGAGGAUACCCAGAUCUGGAAUUUACAUUUACAGUAUGAUCUUCUACUUAUGUAGGUCAAAUUACUUGAAGGAUUUUCCAAAAUGUCCGAAAGAUCAGAUAUCCUUCACUUCAAGUUUGACAAUUAUGGAGAUUCAAUGUUACAAAAAAUGAACAAACUGAGGGAAGAAAAUAAGUUUUGUGAUGUCAUAGUUCACAUAGACAAUGUUGAGGUUCAUGGGCAUAAAAUUGUGUUUGCUGCAGGCUCCCCCUUUUUAAGAGAUCAGUUUUUGUUGAAUGACUCCAAAGAGGUUAAAAUCUCCAUUCUGCAGAGUUCAGAAGUGGGGAGGCAGUUGCUUUUGUCCUGCUACAGUGGCAUUCUGGAGUUUCCUGAGAUGGAGCUGGUAAAUUACUUGACUGCUGCAAGCUUUCUUCAGAUGAGCCACAUUGUGGAACGAUGUACACAGGCUCUCUGGAAGUUUAUAAAACCUAAGAAGCCAUUGGAGAGCAAGGAGGAUUGUGAGCAGCAAAGCGAUUCUUCUGAGUUGAAAGAACACCAAGGAGAUGAGGAUACUCUGCAACAGGAUUCGCUAUGUAUUCAAACCUCAGAAGACAGUAUGGACAUGGAAGAUAGUGACAUUCAGAUUGUCAAGGUGGAGUCUAUUGGGGAGGUAUCUGAGAUUAGAAAUAAAAAAGAUCAAACCCAGUUUAUUUCUUCUGAGCAAACUGCUUUACAUUCAUCAGAGCCUCAGCACUUUUUAAUCAAUUCCACUGUAGAAAACAGAACGAGUGAAAUAGAACAAAAUCAUCUCCACAACUAUGCUCUUUCUUAUGCUGGCAGUGACAAUUUCAUCAUGGCCUCUAAAGACAUGUUUGGUCCUAACAACAGAGGUAUAGACAAAGGUCUCCAAUGGCACCACCAGUGUCCCAAGUGUACCAGAGUAUUCCGGCACCUGGAAAACUAUGCUAAUCAUUUAAAAAUGCAUAAACUGUUCAUGUGUCUGCUGUGUGGUAAGACGUUCACUCAGAAAGGGAAUCUCCACCGACACAUGAGAGUGCAUGCAGGAAUCAAACCUUUUCAGUGUAAGAUCUGUGGGAAAACUUUCUCUCAGAAAUGUUCUUUACAGGACCAUCUCAAUCUGCACAGUGGAGACAAGCCUCAUAAAUGUAACUAUUGUGACAUGGUCUUUGCACAUAAACCUGUUCUGAGGAAACACCUUAAACAGUUACAUGGAAAAAAUAGUUUUGACAAUGCCAAUGAAAGAAAUGUUCAAGAUAUAACAGUGGACUUUGAUUCUUUCAGCUGUAGCACUGCUACAGACAGUAAGGUCUGUCAGCAAGCUGAUGCAAGCCAGAUACUGGAUGCAGGGAAAUUGGCUCAGGCUGUGCUUAAUUUAAGGAGUGAUAGCACCUGUGUCAGUUAAGCAUUCCAAGCAGCCCUUUGUAGGCAUUGUGAAGAAAGGAACAAAAGAUUGGAUUUGGGCCUUCACCAAAGCAGAUGGUAUGCCCUGAAAGGUUGUGUAUAGAUUGAAUUACAAAACCUAGCAAGUUGUCAGCCUUCAUUCUAGUCUUGUCAUUUUCUGUGACUAAUAAUCCUCAUACAGGGUUUCUGUCUGUGUCCCUACUGGUGAGCAUGGGGUUAAAUUUUGGAUUUAUUACAUUUCGGUUCAUUUAAUCUGAUUUGGAGACAUGGGACUGUCACCUUUUGAAGAACUCUUGCUGUGGGCAGUCAUCAAUUAAACUAUGUGCUGUACAUUUAAGGGCCUGUGUAUGUCUGGGCAGAUAGAAGAAACAACAGAGAAGAUGAGUCUAUGAGAUAAAACCUGACUUUUUCAAAAAGCACUGGAUGACUGAGAGUUAUGUAGUUAAACUGCUAAUUUAUCUGUUAAAACAUCACUUAUUUGCCUUCCAAUCUUACCCAAAUCCCUAAAGUUAAAAUUAAAUACUUUUUUUCCAUGUGUCACUUUUUUGUCCCUUUUAAACUAUGUAAUUGAAUUUUCUCUGCUAAUCAGCCCUACCCCAACCAAUAGCAACUUUCAAGAUUAUUAACAUGGAUGUAUGUUUAUAAAGAGCUAAAGCCCUGAAUGAUCUAGGUGGCUCAGGUAGAUUACAUGGUACUGUUUGUAAAGAAAAUAAAUUUUUAGAAUCUGAGGCUGA
This is a messenger RNA of Gopherus flavomarginatus (Mexican gopher tortoise), 2479 nucleotides long. RefSeq names its product zinc finger and BTB domain containing 26 (gene ZBTB26). Gene Ontology annotation, molecular function: protein binding. The record is from RefSeq and is a predicted model, not a curated record. Bases 427 to 1746 code for a protein of 439 amino acids. Gene Ontology annotation, biological process: regulation of immune system process; regulation of cytokine production; negative regulation of transcription by RNA polymerase II. NCBI's taxonomy places the organism in Eukaryota, Metazoa, Chordata, Testudines, Testudinidae. The transcript is spliced from 4 exons.